This is a messenger RNA of Episyrphus balteatus (marmalade hoverfly), 16988 nucleotides long. RefSeq names its product midasin. Gene Ontology annotation, cellular component: preribosome, large subunit precursor; nucleus. Gene Ontology annotation, molecular function: ATP hydrolysis activity; ATP binding. Gene Ontology annotation, biological process: ribosomal large subunit assembly; rRNA processing. The transcript is spliced from 16 exons. The coding region runs from base 133 to 16950 and encodes 5605 amino acids. The record is from RefSeq and is a predicted model, not a curated record. NCBI's taxonomy places the organism in Eukaryota, Metazoa, Arthropoda, Insecta, Diptera, Syrphidae.
CUGCGCAUUUUCAUUUCUCCUCCAAGUUGAAAAGUGUUUAAACGUUUUUUUCCCAUUCGCCUGUGAUUAUUUUUUUACUACACAAUUUUUUCCUACAUUUUCUAUUUUAUCUAAAGAAAAAAUAAUUCCAAAAUGGAAAUAAGUUCAAAUAAAUUUAAAAAUUCAAUAAAUAAUUUAUUGAAUUUAUUAAAAUCUGAAGACAAAUUCUUGAAAGAAUUUUUGAGGUUACCAGAUCUUACUGCUCCAGAUGUUUUGAAAGUAUUAACUUAUUUGGGUUCGAAAUUAUUAGAUCCCCAAUAUACUGAGAAUAUUGGGAUAGCUUUUCAAGACUGCCUUUUGCUAAUUGUCACAGAGCGUAUUAACAACGAUGAUGACGCCAGCAAAAAUUUUGAAGAGUACCAGAAGAAAUGCAUUGCCUUAUCCAAGCUGAUGAAGGUUUCAAAGGAUGUUUUGAGAUAUGCAACUAAAUACCUAACAAACAAACCAGCACCAUUCAAACGUGCAAAUGAUGAAAAUUCAAUUAAAAAGAAAGCCAAGCUUUCACACUCUUCAUCAGUUAAUGAUUUGGAAAUUGCCAAAUGCUGCUAUCGAAUGCUUUCAUGUGAUCCAGUUUUCUUUAAAGAUCUCUGGAAUUGGUCACAAUUUGUCUCCCACUAUCUCAAUCAGGGAUGUGAUCUACAGAAGCUUUACUGCAAUCAUGCGAUAGCAAUAAUCACUCACAUGACUCCACAUCAAUUGAAAGAAUUGAAUAAAUCAAUUAGCGAAGAUGUGGUUUUGUUGUUCCACAAGGAACAACACCAAGUUCCCUUCAUUUCGUCCCCCACAGCUAACGAAACACCCAAUUCCAACAAAACAGAUUCCCUUAUCAGUGUACCCUUUGCUAGCGAAGUGGUUACUAAUGUUGAGGGAGUUCUUUUGCCCAUUUUCAAUAACGAAAAUAAGAAAUUCUAUGAAGAAACUGAUGGCAAUUAUGAUUCGAUUGUUCGAGUUGAUUCGACUAAAGUCAAUUUGAGAAGUAUUGCAUUGGGAGUAUCUUCGGGUAAAGCUAUUUGUUUAUCUGGGCCAGUUGGAUGUGGUAAAACAACACUUGUUGAAUAUUUGGCUAGACAAACUGGAAGAGUUUGUCCCAAAAAAUUGGAAAUUGAGAAUUUGAAAAAUAAAAAUGAAAAUAAAGGAUUGAAGAGUAAAGGGAAGAAUGGGAAUACGAAAAAGGAACAACGCAAUGGAAAUAAACGGAAGAGUGAUGUGGAAAAAGAUGAAAAUGUUUUGAAAGUCAGCGAUGAAGUGUUGGACAAGAGGAAUGGAUUUUUAAGAAUUCAAUUGGGAGAUCAGACUGAUAGUAAGAUGUUGCUGGGUCAAUAUCGCUGUACUGAUGUUCCUGGUGAAUUUAUUUGGCUGCCAGGAGUAUUGACACAGGCUGUGAUGAACGGAUACUGGUUAUUGCUUGAAGAUCUUGAUUCAGCAACACAAGAUACGUACACAAUUCUUAACAACUUGUUGGAGAAUAAUUUUCUUAGCGUUCCUGGAUUCAGAGAUUGUGUAAAAAUUGAACCAGGUUUCCAACUUUUUGUUACAAUAAGAACAAAUAAAGGAGCCAACGCUUCCCAAAAGUGCCUUUACUCUUUGCUAGAAAAGUAUCUUUACACCAUCAACGUCCUUCCAUUGUCGCGUAAUGAACUCUGUCGUGUAGUCAGUACCAACUAUCCCAAACUUAGCACUGUCGCAAAUCGUAUAGUUGAUGUGUUCCUAACGUUUUCAAGUGGUGACCACACGAUCGCUGACAACCUGCGUACUCAAGAAACUCACGACAAAGCUGAUACAACAGAAAAAUACAUCGCUCUUCCAUUCGAAGCGGUUUCUGUGAGUAAUAUAACCAAUUCAGGAAGACUCGUCUCCACUAGAGAUUUGAUCAAGUUGUGUGCACGUUCAAAUCCAAUGUUUUCAGUCACUAGCACCGAAUGUGCCUAUUUUGUAUUUCAAAAUGCUGUCGAUGUAUUUUGUUCAUAUUUACCUGAGGGAAGAGAUAAAACUCGUCUAGUCACUAGCAUCGGAGCAAAACUAGGUAUCAUUCAAUCGAGAUGUGAAUUCUUUGCUGAUGAAUAUAAACCCGAUGUCGAGGUAGAUAGUAAAAGAAUCAAAGUUGGUCGUGCUGAACUUGUAUCGAAAUCAAUUGGCUACCUUAAAUCACGACCACAUGACAAUGACGAAGAUGACUUACUUAGACCAGUUAAGAAACAAAAGUUGGCGAAAAAUGUCGGGAAAAUAAUAAUGCCACAGAAAACGACAAAAAGUGCAACAUUUUCAUUCACACGAAUGGCUUCUUGUUUGUUAGAACGCAUUGCAGUUUGCGUUGGACAAGAUGAACCUGUUCUUCUGGUUGGUGAAACUGGAGUGGGAAAGACUUCCUCUGUUCAAUAUUUAGCCGAGAAAACCCACCACAAAUUGGUUGUGGUAAACAUGAAUAAUCAGUCCGAUGUCUCUGAUCUUGUUGGUGGUUUCAAACCUGUCGAUUUGAACUAUGUCAUAGCACCUCUACGAUCUGAAUUCGAAAACCUCUUUCGAAAGACUUUCGAUGGCAGUAAAAAUGAGACAUUUCUCAAUAAAUUCAGUAUUUGCUAUAAUCAAGGAAAUUUUAAAGUCCUUAUCAAACUGAUGAUCACUGUGGUGGGUACAGUUUUCACUCGUUAUCAAAAAGGUGAAUUCAAAUUUGAAGAAGAUCUACCAAAUUGGAAGCAAUUACAAAUUAAACUGCAAAAGCUUGACUCCCAAUUGACGAAGUCUAUAAAUAUUUCCUUUGCCUUUAUUCCUGGAUCUUUGGUAAAUUGCAUCAAGAAUGGUGAUUGGGUACUUUUGGAUGAAAUCAAUUUGGCUUCGGCUGAAACUCUGGAAUGUCUAUCGACAAUCCUCGAACCCGAUGGAUCGGUUGUUCUACUUGAAAAGGGAGACUUUACUCCUGUCAAGAGGCAUCCUGAUUUCAGAAUCUUUGCCUGUAUGAAUCCUAGCACAGAUAUUGGAAAGAAGGAUCUUCCGGUGGGAAUUCGGAAUCGAUUCACUGAGUUCUUUGUUGAUGAACUCACCACAGAAGGAGAUUUAACGUUGCUUGUCAGCGAUUACCUCAGUAACACUGGCAUUGAAAAAAAACGAGUGACUGGCAUCGUAAAGAUGUACAAGAAAUUACGGAUCCUCUCAAAAUUAGAACUUAACGAUGGUUUAGGCAAUCGACCUGUAUUCUCUUUGCGUACACUAUGUCGAUCAUUGAGGAUCUGUGCUAAGAAUCUUUGCGGAUCCAUCGAAAGGAAUCUCUACGAAAGUUUUUGUAUGAGUUUUCUCACUCAGCUAGAUCCUCCUUCACACAAUAUUGUCUUGGAGUUGAUAAAGGGUUCACUCCUAAGCAACGUUAAAGCUGUUCUAUCGCAGGGAAUUCCACGUCCUGGAGAGGAUUAUUUGAAUUUUGAAAGCUACUGGAUACAGAAAGGACCAAAUGAAAUCCAAGAAUGUAGUAACUACAUUUUGACCAAAAGUGUGGGAGAGAAUCUGAAGGAUCUUGCAAGAAUCAUCUCGAUUGGAAAACUGCCAAUCCUGCUGCAGGGUCCAACUAGUGCUGGAAAGACUAGUUUGAUUGAGUAUGUGGCCAAGAAAAGUGGCAACCAUUGUUUGAGGAUAAAUAACCAUGAGCACACUGAUCUGCAAGAGUACAUUGGAACUUAUACAUCCGACGUAACUGGAAAGUUAUCCUUCAAAGAGGGAGUUCUGGUGCAAGCUAUGCGGAAUGGAUUUUGGAUAAUCCUCGAUGAAUUGAAUUUAGCCUCCACAGACAUUUUGGAAGCUCUUAAUCGUGUUCUCGAUGACAAUAGAGAAUUGUUUAUUCCAGAAACUCAAACAGUCGUCAAGGCUCAUCCAAAUUUUAUGCUUUUUGCUACACAAAAUCCUCCUGGUCUAUACGGUGGCAGAAAAACUCUAUCUAGAGCUUUUAAAAAUCGUUUUAUUGAGUUACAUUUUUCUGAAAUUCCUCGAAAUGAAUUGGAAGUGAUUUUAGAGAAACGUUGUCUCAUUCCACAAUCGUAUUCCAAGAAGAUGGUACAAUGCAUGUGGGAUUUGCAAAAGAAUCGCAAGACAACUACGAAGAAUGUCUUUACAUUGCGUGAUCUUUUCCGUUGGGGAAAUCGUUACACAUUUGCUGAUAAGCAACUCCUCGAUGAUUUGAAGUACGAUUGGAAUCAGCAUUUGAUUGAAGAGGGUUAUCUCGUCUUGUCCGCAAAAGUUAGGACUGAUAUUGAGAUUGAAAUCAUUGAAGAGACUCUUUAUAGAAACUUUAGAAAGAAGAUUAACUUGGAUUUGCUAUUUGGAGAUGAAGCAUCUCCUGUGACCAGAAACAUCAUAGAUUCUAUCAAGACCUACACUGAAAGAAAUGAUAUUGUUUGGACGAGAAAUAUGACAAGAAUGGCAGUUUUGGCUGCAAAAGCAAUUCAAUUUAAUGAACCAGUGCUUUUAGUUGGACCAACUGGAUGUGGAAAGACGACAGUUUGCCAAAUUUUGGCCAGUAUUCAUGAUGUCCAAUUGAGGAUUCUCAAUUGUCAUAUGCACACGGAGGGUGCAGAUUUCUUGGGUGGAUUGAGACCCUGUCGAACAAAUUCAGAAAAUGACGAAAGUCAGAAAUUAUUUGAAUGGGCAGAUGGCCCCUUGAUCAUGUCGAUGGUGGAAGGAAGCUAUUUCAUGGCUGAUGAAAUAUCUCUGGCAGAAGAUUCGGUUCUUGAGAGAUUGAAUUGUAUUCUAGAACCUGAGAGAACAGUUUUGUUGGCUGAGAAAGGAGGUGUCAGUGAUGUGGAUUCUGUGUCCAAGGACUUUGUAAUCAAAGCAGCUGAUGGAUUUCAAUUUUUUGCCACCAUGAAUCCAGGAGGUGAUUUUGGAAAGAAGGAAUUGUCACCAGCCUUAAGAAAUCGUUUUACUGAAAUUUGGUGUAUACCAUCGGACUCGAGAGAUGAUUUGAUCAACAUUGCAGCCAAUUGUAUGGCACAGUGUAUGACUGGAAGAGAAAUGGAAUAUGUACGUAAAGUUGCUUCAUUUCUGGUCGAUGUUGUCUUUUAUAUUCGCGAUAAUGUGGAGAAAUUUAAAUUUUCUAUUCGCGAUAUCCUCGCUUGGUCCAACUAUUUGAUAGUUAAUUCAUCACUAGAAUUCCCUGAGGCAGCGGUCUUUGGAUUGGAGACUAUUUUCUUGGAUUCUCUGGAAAUGUUGCCACAUGAAUCUUUAGAGAAAGUAGAACAACUGAAAUUGAAUAUCAUUCGAUAUGCCAUUGAACAGGCAAAACUGACCGUUGGAGUUAUUUUCAAGGAGGAGGAAAUUAUAUCCAAGCGUGGUGAUAUAAUCGAAAGUACAGAAACGACUUUCGGAAUUAAACCAUUCUUUAUUCCUACAAAUCCCGAAAGAAAAAUAAAUGCUGAUGAGCAUUUCUUAUUCGAUGCACCAACUACUAAGAAGAAUCUCUUCCGACUUUUAUCGGCUUUGAGUUUGAGUAAGCCUGUUUUGUUGGAAGGUCCACCUGGAGUGGGUAAAACAUCGAUUGUGGAGAGUUUGGCACAUGCAAUUGGUUACAAUGUCGUGAGAAUAAAUCUCUGUGAACAUACUGAUUUGGCGGAUCUAUUCGGAACAGAUUUGCCUGCUGAAGAUAAUAUUGAUGAUCCUGAAUCAAAGAAUACAAUUGGGUCAUUUGUUUGGCGUGAUGGCCCCUUAUUGGCAGCUUUAAAAUCAGAAAACACUUGGAUUUUACUCGAUGAGUUGAAUUUGGCUCCGCAAAGUGUACUCGAAGGUUUGAAUGCUAUUCUCGAUCAUCGUGGAGAAGUUUAUAUUCCCGAGUUGAAUAAAACUUUUGUUUUAAGUCGGAAGACGAGGAUAUUUGCUUGUCAAAAUCCACUUCGUCAAGGUGGUGGUCGUAAAGGUCUUCCACAAUCGUUCCUUAAUCGAUUUAACAAAGUUUAUCUGAGAAAGCUUACUACAGAUGAUUUGCUCUUUGUGGUAAAUGGUAAAUAUGCAAAGCAUUUUGAAGAACUUGCAGGACAUUUUACAGGAUUCUUGAAGCAAAUUGAUGGAGCUACAGAACCAUUUAACUUGUUUGAUUUACUCAAACAAAAAGACAAUUUAAAAAUAAGCUCAGAAACUCAUCCAGCAAAGAUUGAGUUUGAUUUGUCUCUUCGAUUGGUUAAAUUCUCAGAAAAGCUUGAUAAAGGUAUAGCUGAUAUGGAAUUUGGUUACAAAGGUGGUCCAUUUGAAAUAAAUUUGCGUGACAUUAUGCGAUGGUGUGAUUUACUAAUUAGCCCAGAGACUGGUUUUAUUCCCAAAAAGACACCCUUUUACUACCAACGACAGCAAUCUAUUAAACAACUUUUCAAUGAAUUUGAAAACUUUUUAGUUGUUCUCUAUGAACGUAUGAAAUUGAUUUAUUAUCAAAGAAUGAGAUCUGAUCAAGAUAAAAUCUUCAUUCGUAAUGCAUUUAGUGAAAUAUUUAAUUGUGAUGCAGAUAAACUUAAUGCUUUGUCAGAAGAUGUUGCUCUCUAUUGGACAGAUACGAAAGUUUAUCUAAAUGAUAUUGUAUUAGAAAGAGAACCAGCAGCUGAUUCAAUGGGUGCUUUGAGACCACUGAAGAGCAAAGUCAAUACACCACUUUUGUUAGCAUCACAAAGAGAAUAUCUUAAGAAUUUGAUUGAAUGUGUUUAUAUGGAGAAACCGGUUUUAUUGUGUGGUCCUACGGAUUCGGGAAAAACCAAAUUGAUUGAUUUGGUUUGUACAUUGUCAAAUGAAGUUUGUAAUUCGGAUACUAUUGAUGAUUCAGUUACUGGCAGUUUUCAACAGAUUGAUCUUAACCGUCACUUGGAAGAAAUUUCACAAAAUGUUGAAGCAAUUUUCAUCACAGAAGUUCAAAACCUUAUUCUCGAAUUAAAUAACACAUCAGUAAAUGGAGGACAUCAUCAACCAUUAACUACCCACAAACUGGUAGACCUUCUUAAUGCUUGGAGUAAAUAUUCAGAUCUUAAUAAAAUUAAAAUUGAUCUUCAUAAUCAAUCAGAAAUGGCUGAUGAGUUGAACAAUUUCCGCAAUCGUAUUCAACUUAUAUCCAAGGUAAUAACUAAUCUUCUUUCCGUAAAUUCAAUAUCGAUACAAGUUAAAUCCGAACUUGAACAAUUGAGCAAAGUCUUAAAAGCUUUGAAAAAUUUAAUCCGCAACUAUGAAUCCCUCAAUACCGGUGGCAGUUUUGAAUGGGUUGAUUCAAAAAUUGUCAAAUCUUUAAAAAAUGGUCAGUACAUCAGUUUGGAACAUGUAAAUCUAUGCUCCUCAGCUGUUUUGGAUCGAUUAAAUCCAGUCUUUGAACCAAAUGGCAAACUAUUGAUCUCGGAGAAAGGUGUAACUGCAAAUGAUGAAGCUGAAAUUGUCGACAAACAUGAUAAUUUCCGUGCAUUCCUUACAAUUGAUCCCAAAAAUGGAGAACUUUCACGAGCAAUGAGAAAUCGUUGUGUAGAAAUGGCAUUUAGCAAAGACAAUUACACAAAAGAUGAUCUUCGAGUGAUUGUUUAUGAGAGUGGAAUAUCCAAUAUGAAUUCGGUAAAUACAAUUUUAACUAUUCAUGAAAGGAUUUGUCAAGCAACAGAAAUCAAUAAUUUUAAUGUUUCUCAUUUAACACAAUUUGCAUUCCUUGUAAAAGCCUACAAGUGUAUUGGUUAUGAUGAUGAAAAGGCUAUUUAUGUCAGCGGAAUGGAAGUUUAUGUAUAUUCUUCAAAUACCGAUCUAAUGGGUUAUGGAUUGGCCUAUUAUCAAAAUCAAUUGCGAGAGAUUGUUUUGGAAGAAUCAAAGAAAUUAAAUCUAUCCGAAGCUGUAAAGGUUGAUCUUCAAAAUGUCGUUCUCAGAGGUGAAGAUUUGAAUACAGUGGCUUUGGUUAAAAUGCAAGCUGAACCUUUUAGACUUCUUCUAAAUAAUGACUCUGCCGAAUGUUUAAGUCAGCUCUUUAGCAGCUUUGAGAACCUUGAAUUCGAAAACAGCUUGGAAUUGAUAAAAACUGUCAUGUACAUGCUUUAUGAAACAAGCUCCAUGGAUGACAGUAAUCUUCGCCAUUUGUACUUUAAAGAAAUUUUAAGCAACAACUCUGAGGGAGAUAAAAACCUCGUAAAGCAAUUGGAAGUUCUAAAUAACGAGCUUUAUUCAACAAUACAUCAAAGCAGACAUAAUUUUGGCGAGGAUAUAAGCUCCCUUCCAUGGAACAGUAAACUAUUUCCACGUAUCCGAGAAUAUAUUGCAGAACUCAACGCAGAUGACGAACAACAAGGAUAUGCUCUAAGUGCUCUACUGCUGUCCCAUCUUUUAGUGGAUAAAGUUGGUCUGGAACCAGUGACCAAACUAAGCCAAAUUAACUCCCUCGCCUACUCUCAAGCUGUUCAAGGUAAAGUCAUCAAUGAUCGAUUGAAUAAUGUGUUCCUUAACAACUUGGCUACAUUUGUCAAGAGUUUGGGUCAAAUUCUGAAUGCCUCAUUGGGAUAUGCUGGAUUUAAUUUGUCAACUUAUGUUCAAGUUGUCACUGCCUUCUUAUGGACUAAUCGUUUGUUGAAAAUCUCCAAAGAAAAACUAUUUAUUGGAAAAGUUUUGAAUACUAAUUUAAUGGACAAACUUCUGCUGCAUUUCAAAUGGUUGGAUAAGAAUCUUCUUAAGCAGUUAGAAAAGCUUCUGCCAAACUAUAAGCAAUUAAAUCCUGAUUUCGAAUCGAGCCUGCAGAAAAUCACCAAUUAUGCAUUGAGUGUGAAUCAUCCAUUGAAUUUGAUAAGAAAAGUCUACACUAAACAAAUCACUCAAUUCCAGCCAUAUUACAGCGACGAACAAGUUCAGAGGUUGACUUUGAGAAAUAAGCUUGAUGCUAGUCUGGCAAUUGUUCCAGUUUAUGGCUCAUUUACUAAUGAAUUGAUUGCAAAGAAACUAUUGGCACAAAAAUCUGUCGAAGUCGGGAAGUUAAGAGCCGCUAUUUUAAAAAAGAAAGCAUUUGAUAUUCAAUGCCAUCGUUUACCAGGUGGAAGUGGAACUCCUAGCGAGAUUCCAAAGUCACUUUUGGAUGCAAUGACAAACUUUAUCAACGAUUUUGCCGAUAAGCCAGAGGAGGAAGUUAUCAACGAUUGGGAUAUGGAAGACCAUGAGAAGUCACUUGCUGCAAUCGCAACUAUUCUCAAUGUAGAAUUGCAUCCAACACAACUUCCAAACCAAGUGGAAUUUGAAAUGUUGCCACUUCGUGAAUAUUUUGUGAAUAAAUUUGUUUCACAAAUCAUGGCUAAUAAGUCGAGGAGUAUAGAAUUGAAUGAGUUUUUUAUCGAGAACAUCUCAACUUUGAGUACAUCGUCUCUUGAACUACUUCAACUGACCAAGAACAAGAAAUAUCAACAAUUGGAAGGUUUAUUCUCUGAAAUUUUGAAUUACAUCUCAACAAUUGAGACCGAUGGAGAGUUUGAAAGCCUGAUUCAGUACUUAAAUGUCAAUUUCAGACUAAUUUCAACUUACAACCAUCUUGUAACAAAGGCUUGUCAUUCAUUUAUGUUGAAUAAUCUUUCAACCCGGAGUGAUGCUUGCUUGAAUCUUGAAAAGACAGACCUCGAGGUAGCCUCUACAUAUACUUACACUGGUCCUCCACUAAGCGAAAGUGUUUUGAAGAUGCUAUUCCAUUGGGAUGGCAGUUUUAAAGCUAUUCCAUUGAAUAAUUUGCAGACGUGGAAAAGUUCCCUGGCAGAUAUGCGUCAGUUGGUCUGGAACAAUGGCCUCCUUAUGACAAAGAGAUUUGAUUUAUCACAAUCUAUUCUUGAAGAGAGUCUGACAAAAGCCAAGAAGUUGUGUGUAGAAGUGAAAUAUGUUCAAAAACUCUGUCAGAAUAUGGAAAAUGAGAAUUUCUCAGAUUAUAAUGAUAAUUUCCAGAAACUUGUCUCAAAAUUAAAGGUCCAAUGUUCAAAGACACAAACUGAGAUUAAUGCUCAACUCCAACCGAUGCUGAAAAGUCAUAAUAACUUUUAUAAUGCUUCUCUUAUCCAAUCACUCAUUGGAACAAUAGAAUUGUGUCUACUCACAUUCACUCCGCUAAUCGAUCCUGUGGAAAAGAAUCGUCUUAAAAAAGAAUAUAUCGUCGAGGAUAUUAACUGUCUGACUACAUUGAUGACUGCUUAUGAUUUCAUGAAGAUAACGAUGAAUUAUAAGAACUUUGGAUCAGAGAUCUGCAAUGAAAUACAAUCGAGGUUAGCCGAUUUGGCAAAGAGACAAGAUAAAUUCUCUCAAAAAGUUGCUCUUCGUCCUGAAGUUUGUUUAUAUUCGAAUUUAGUACAAGAUAUUACACAUUUCUUGAAGACAAAUUGUGAACCAAAUGCUAUGCAUAGUCUUUUGCAGCUAGUCGAUGAUAGUUGGCAAGAUUGUGUAGACUUUAAACCAUCACCAGAUGAAUCCAAAUUAUUGAGACUCAAUGAAACAUAUAAAAAACUUGACUUAUGGAUUUCGAAUUCGCAAAGAUUUAUCAAUCAUACCAUGAAACGUUAUGCAGGACAUUAUGAAGAUUUCCUACAACCUUUAGAAUGUUCAGUUGGAUUGGUUCGAUUUGGUUUUGAGGGGUUGAAAGUGUCACUGCAACAAUUGCAAAGCUCAAUUGUACCGAAUUCUAUUGGAAUCUUUUCGAAUUUGAAUGAAAAUGCAAAACUUGGUAAUUUAUUGACAAAUAUUGUUGAAUUUCCAAGUGCAAGUAGUUUGCAAGUUUUCAAUGUGGACAGAUCGAAGGAUAUGCAUGAGAAUCGUUCGAUUGUAUUUUCUGUCUUGGAUAGACUUGAGGGCAGUGAGUUUGAAUACUUUAGGCUUCUCAAAUCCAAAAUUCUUGAACUAAAGAAUCGCAUAACAAUAUCAUUGGAUAUCAAUGAAGAAACAUUCAAUGAACUUGAUUUUGCUCUAAAUAUCUGCAAUAAGGUAUGGCAAGAUGAAGAAGAGCGAAAGAGGAAACAGAAAGCCGAAGAAGAUAGUCUCUAUGUCACAAAAACUAAAUGUGAAACUGAAGACGAAGAACUUAUCGAACUUCAAGAGAUUGAAGAAAAUUUCCCAACAAAUGUUGAAGAAGAUUUUGGAGAGUUCAUUGUCGAUGAUUCGUUGGAGAAAGUCAUGAAAUUGUCAUCGAAUAAGAAAAUUACAAAUAAAUCACAUUUGGUUAUACGUGAUGAAGAUUAUGGCUUCUUGGCUCAGAAUUUUAUUACUCUUAUGGAAGACUUUUCAAAAGUUUACUACUAUCACCCUGAUAUUGGUACAAAGAAUAAACCUAGUUUGGACUUCAUUUCACCAUUCAAAGACCGUGUGAAAGUUUUUGUUAAAUUAUUUUCCAAAUAUAAAACUGCACUAAAUGAGCAAAUGGAUAAGAACAUUUAUAAUACUUUCGCUUUUGCUAUUGGCCUUCAACAAGAGAUGCUCAAUGAAGUUUCAUUCUCAAAUAAAAACUCACAAGAAUAUAACUUUUACAAGGAUUCAAACAUUCCUGAAAUAAUUUCAUGUACCGAUGUUAUGGAUAGAAUUGAAAAACGUGUUAUGGACCAAUUAGAGUUGUAUCCGGAACAUGCCAGUUUGAUUGAUAUUAUUCGUGUCAUUAAGAAAAUCCGUAGUUUACCAUCGACAUCUCCAGUUGUGCGAUUCAAUACAGGUUUCCAAAUUCUUCGUCAAAAAGUCGCUCAAUGGAAUGAAGUUGCACACAAAAACAAUCAUUUGCGUGACUUGGAAGUUCAAGUUGCUGAAUUUGUUCAAAAAUGGACAAAACUUGAGUUGCAAUUCUGGAGAACAUGUUUAUCUCAAACUUAUGAACGAGUCCAAUCGAAUGCUUACAAAUAUUGGUUCUUCAUCUAUAAUUUACUCCAAGAAUACAUUCAAGAUCACGAAAUCGACUCAUCUUAUACAGACAUUAAAUACACCGAAAAACGUUUUGCCGAAGGUGAAACAAUGGAAGUCGAACAACAACAAACCACUAAAAUCUCACCCAAUGACAUUCUUAGAAUUCUAAAACAAUUUGUUGAAUCUUCUAGCUAUGGUGACUUCCAAGUUCGUAUGGAUUUGCUUAAAUCCUUUGAAUUGUACCUGCAUUAUGUUCAAAUCGGUGAUGAGGAAAAGAAAACUACUCUCAUUGCUGGUCUACAUAAUUUGCAAAUCUAUUUUAGUCAAUUUACAGCUGAGAUUGAGGAACAUAAGAAAUCAGUUCGUGGUCCAAUUGAAAAGAAGCUAAAAGAGUUUGUUAAGAUUGAAUCAUACAACAAAGAUUUAUCCUACUUUAGCAUGCGAAGCAAUGUCGCUCGAGUUCAUAGAAGCUUGAAUAAGUUCCUCAAAGAAUAUCAAAAUCAAUUGAUACAAAAAAUUACUCCAGUCUUUCAACCGAAAGACGCCACUGCAAAGGAUUACAAUUUCAUAAACGAAAAGGGUAGAGACCUCCGUUAUGACCCCAAGAUCAAAUAUUACAUGGUUGAUGUGAAGGCAUUUGUUGCUCCUCAAAAAUUGAAAGAAAAAUUUGAAAUUGAAGCAGCUGCCGGAGGCGGUGAUGAGUCAAGUCUGCUGCAUAAAGUUGGAAAACUAUUCUUGACCUCCCGUAAUGUAGUAAAAGAAACCAUCAGUAAUGUUGGCUAUCCAAGCUUAAUCAAUGCCCUUGACGAACUUAUGACUACUCAAAUUGAAACCUGUGACUACCUCAGGAAUUUGGAAGUUGAUAGGUCUCAAGAACGCCCCAAACAAGUCAUCGAAGCCAAACAUAUUCUCCAACAAAAACGUAAAGCUCUUUCUGAUUUCUUCAAGACCCUUGCAAAUCUAGGACUCAGUUACAAAUCUGGUCUCCUUGAGAUGUCACUUCGAACAGAAUUCGAAGAUUUAGCACUUCCUCCAUUCUGUGUAAAAACUAUGCUCGGUGGAUUCAAAGAUAAAAAGAUCCACCCGAACAUUGUUCAUUUGAAUGAAAACCUCGAUCGGUACUAUGCCAAGUGUGUCUUCAAACUUAAACUUCUUCAAAACGCUAUGUUGGCACCACUAAGUGAAUUGGGACCACCAAAUAUUGAUCGUAUCAAAGGUUUUGCUGUGGAAACAUUCCUCUUGGUCCAGAAUCAACGAGUUUUGUUGAGUAAUUCCACACGGCAUGUUUAUGAAUUGCAAACCGUCAUCAGUAAUUUGAAACUUCUAUCCGAAAUGGACAACCAAGACCCGAAUGGCUUGAAAUUCUCUAAAUGGCGAGAUGAAUUUGUUGCACUCAAAGAGAGUAUUUGUAAAGUUCGUCUUCUGAUGGAACAAUUUGUGUUGCUUUUGAAAUGCGUCCCAGACAAAGAAUCAUCCGAAAAUACUCUUUUAGUGGACACAAAUACAAUCCUUAUCCAAGGAGAACUCAAGUUCUCAGCCAUCACAGACCGAUGCAAUAAACUUCUUGGUCAUGUAAAGUCUCUCUUAAAUGACAUGGCAAAGAACGAUGUAGAAUUCCUUAGCAACAAACGAAUGGAAAGCUAUAACAAAGCUUACUUAGACACUCGAGUUCAAAUUGAAGAAAUUCGAGCUUUAUUCUCUGUUUCUGAAGAUGAAUAUCUUCCAGCUGCAAAGAGUUUGACAGAACUACUUCACCACAUGGAAGAAGUUAAACAAUCCUUUGAGGAGCAGGAAAAUCCAACUGAAGAUGUCUCAGAUUUUGAAAAUAUUGACAUUGAGCUGGAGAACAUUGUCCAUUCGAUUUUGCUUUCAAUUCAAAAGCUAUUUAAAAAGUAUCCCAAGCAAACGAUUACCACUGAAGAUGGCAAGGAACAAAGAGUAUCACCGAGCAAAAAACUAGCCGAAGACGAACAAAUUAAGGAGAAUCAUCUUAAAGGCAAAUUGCAUCAGGAACUCUUGGCCGAUUGGGAAAUUUUAAAUCUCUCUCAUGUGACUAAGAAAAUGUCUAAUAUUCUCCUGUCAAUUAAGCAUUCCAAGGGGGCAGGUUUUGAGUACAUUCAGAAGAUUACAUCAAUUCUACCAAUUUUGGAGCAAUAUAACUUGGUUGCUGAUUACUAUCUCUUCCAACAAUUGGGAGCUCAUAAGGUUUCUGCCAAGAUGCUUUCUAUCAUGUUGACUGUUUUUGUUGAAUUGAGCACAAAAGGAUUCUGUGUUCCUGCUGACUUGAUGCAGGAUGAAGAGGGUGAAUCAAAGAAGAACGACGAGAAGAAGGGUGAAGGUUUUGGUUUGGAAGAUGGAACUGGGGAUAAAGAUGCCUCUGAUAAAAUAGAAUCUGAGGAUCAACUUGAUGAUGCCAAGCGUCCAGAAGAUCGAAAAGAAGAAGACAAGAAGAACAAUGAAGAUUGCAAGGAAGAGAAAGGUAUCGAAAUGAGUGAUGAUUUUGAGGGUAAAAUGCAAGACAUUGAGAAAGAAGAAGACGACAGUGGUGAGUCCGAGGAUGAGGAAGAUUUGAACAAAGAAAUGGGUGACACAGACAAAGGAGCUGAUAAAUUAGAUGAUCAAAUUUGGGGAUCUGAUGAGGAGGAACAAGAGCAAUCAGAAGACGAAAAGGAAAUGGAAGAAGAAGAUGAGGGUAAAGGUUCCAAAGAUGAAUCCGAUGCCCAUAACGAUUUGGAUACUAAAAAUGAGUCGAAACAAGGUGAAGAAGAACACGAUAAAGAUGGCUUGGAUGCAACAGAUGAUCAAGCCCCAGACAAGGAAAAGAAAAAACAAGAAAAAGAUAUCGAUGAAAUGAAAGAACCCGAAUUCGAUGAAGAACAAACGAAUCCUUAUCAUAAUCAGCUGGAAGAGCCACCAGAAGCUGAAGAAAUGGAUUUGGGUGAUAAUGUGAAUAUGGACGAUGAAAGAGAUGCUGAUGAUCAGCGUGAUGAUGAUAAUCCAUUUGAUAUUGACACAAUGAAGGAACAAAUGCAACAACCAGAAAAAGAGGAAGGCGAUGAAGAGGAGGGAGAAGGAGAUAAGGAUGAACCUGGUGACGAUGAGAAUAAGAACGAGGGAGAUUCAUCAGAUUCUGAAGAAGAACCUGAAGCAGGAACUGAAGAUUUGAAGAAAGAUAAAAAUGGCGAAGAAGAGAAAAAAGAGGAGGAGGAGAAUGUCGAAAGUGAAGAAGCGGAAACAAAAACUCGCGGUGAAUUGGAUGAAGAAGAACAAAAACAGGAGCAGGAAGAAGAUGAAAAUAAAGAAAGUACAGCUGAAGAUAAAGACACAGAAGCUGCUGAAGAGUCUAAAGAUAAGCAAAGCAAAGAAGAUAAUGUACAAUCUGUUCCUGAGAACGAAAACAAAGGAUCAACUGAUCAAGUUCAGAAUGAAGAUGCCGAGAAAGACAUUAACCAAGAUCAAAAGCUUGAUGAACAAGAUACUGGUGAUGAUAAGGAUGGAGUUGGACAGGCUGAGAAUGAAGCUUCUGACCAAGGACAUCAGGGAGUUGCAGAAACUAAAGAAACUGAAACCAAGGCAGAACAGUCCAAAGAGAAAACCAAGCCAGAAGAAAAACGAAAGCAAGGACGAACUAAUGAAGAGCGAACACUUGGUGAAGCCGAAGAGAAUAAGUUUAAGCAACUUAAAACAAUUGACAAAAUGAAAGAACAAAAGGAGCAGGGUUCCGAGGAAAAUGAUGACAAACAAGACGAAGCAGAAAGUGAGGAAUUCCAACAUGUUAAGGAUCCAAAAAAUAACGAUAAGAUAACUUUGGACAAUGCCACUGAAGAACAAUCCAAACAGAUUAAACAUUUAGAAGAUGAAGAGAAAAAGGAUGACGAGGAGGAUAAAGGUGAUGCAGAAAAUACCGACGAAUUGAUGGAUGUAGAUGAGACACCCAAUCAAGAUGAAAUGGAUCAAGAUGUACCCGAAAUUUCUGCUGAAAAGUUAGAUAGCAAAUCGGACAAGCCAUCGAAGACGGAAAAAAAUAAAGACCAAUCUGAAGAAACUGAAAACAUUGAAGUCGAAGGUGAUGUUGUGGACACGAUGACAGUGCCGAGGGGUGAUGAUACCACUGCACAUUGCCAAAAAGAGAUUCUUAUGGACACGAGUAUUGCUCAAGACUUAACUGCAGCUGAGACCUUGGAACUGAGAAAAGCUUACCAAAAUCAAUUGAUUUCUGGAAAAGGGAACCUUCCACAACACCAAGAUUACGAAAUGUGGCAGAUAAUUUCCAACAAAAUGCUUCCCAAUGCUCGAGAGUUGUGCGAACAACUACGUCUUAUUCUCGAACCAACGAAAUGUACUCGUCUAAAGGGUGAUUACCGUACAGGACGUCGUAUAAAUAUGAAGAAAAUCAUUCCCUACAUUGCAUCUCAGUUUCGAAAAGAUAAGAUUUGGUUAAGAAGAACCAAACCAGCACAACGUGAUUACAAAAUUACCAUCGCCAUUGAUGAUUCCAAAUCUAUGGAUCAUAAUAAUUCCAAAGAACUGACUCUCGAAGCUAUUUCUCUUGUUUCUCAAGCUUUAACAUUACUAGAAAGUGGUCGUUUGAGUAUUGUAUCAUUUGGUGAAGCACCAAAAAUUAUACUCAAUCAUACAGAACAAUUUGAUGGUCCCCGAUUGGUUAGUUCGUUGGCUUUCGCACAGGAGAAAACGAAUAUUGCAGAUUUAUUGGAUUUCGUAAGAACGGUGAAUACAGAAGAAGGUGCAAUGGGUUCAGAUAAUGGAUUAUUUGAAAAUUUACUUCUUGUUUUGAGUGAUGGACGGAAUAUUUUCAGUGAAGGAAAUGUUAAGGUGCGAAAUGCUGUUAAACUUGCGAGACGGCAAAGGAUAUUCCUUGUUUACAUCAUUAUAGAUAAUCCAGAAAAUAAGAGUUCAAUCCUUGAUAUCCAAUCGGUGCAGAUGCUCCCAGAUAAGAAGCUAAGUAUAAAAUCAUAUCUCGAUGACUUCCCCUUCCCUUACUAUAUGAUCGUACGUGAUCUUGGUCAACUGCCUCUUGUUCUUAGUGAAGCCAUGCGACAGUGGUUCGAAUUGGUCAACAGCGAACAGUAAUUUUUUUAAGCAUUUGAACGAAUAUGUAUAUAUUAGGC